Medioppia subpectinata is the source of this 1791-nucleotide messenger RNA. The record is from the annotation of a GenBank genome assembly. NCBI's taxonomy places the organism in Eukaryota, Metazoa, Arthropoda, Arachnida, Sarcoptiformes, Oppiidae.
AGAGACAUUCUGAAAGUGUCAGUCAAUUGUCAUUAAUAAUAAAUAUUACUCUAUUGUAUAUUGUUUAGUAAUAAAUUGAUCCGGAUAUUAAAUAACAAGGAUUUAACAAUAUCGCAUUUGUACUUUGUUUUUCACCGACAUGUUUGUAGAUUCGCUGCUGAGUGACUUGGAAAAAGCGACGGUGCAUUUGAAAAAAGAACCCGGCACCACAUCGGGCUGGAAAAUGACCACACCUGCCGACAUGUCUACCACCACAGCACCCAAACUCACCAAACAAUACGAUUAUUACAAUAACGACGAGCCACUCUAUCAGAAUGAGAUACUGGACCGGCGGACGGGUCCCAAAUCGCCAGUGACAACGAACGGUAACUCUGGAUAUUAUGGUAGAGACCGAAGCGAUUCAACGCAAGUCAAUCAACUGAUCCAUAAUCUCGAGCAUAAUCUCCAUAAUCCUCAUAGUCCAACACAUGUACAUCACGUGCACACGAGUCCGCCGGCCAGCCGACGACCGGCGGCCACCACUCCAACCACCCCUAAACAGGUGCACAUCGUCGCCGACCCGAUCGGUCACCGGCCAUAUCAGGCCAGGAUUACCGACACAGACGCCGGACUAUUGAUCGAGUCGUAUAAACCCAGGUGUCAGACAACACCCGGCGCUGGUAAUGAUCUACACCACCAACACUACCAACACCAUCAGCCCCAACCCCAACGCGGUAUAUUGAGUUCGCCCAAACACGCCUCCCAGGGCAACGCCCCGGCGGGUGGGGGCCAGGGAUCCGCCUCUAACGCCACGCAAGAGCUCGACGACCUCAUGGCCUCCCUCUCGGACUUUAAGAUGAAGGACAGACCGGUCGGUAGCGGCGAUUACGGCAAAGUGGCGCCACUGACUCCGGGCGGCCACCAAUUGGACAGUAUUAUCGGUUCGCUGCAGUCAGACAUGUCGCGUCACGGCGUGGACACCGCCGCCAAAGGCCACUGCAACGCGUGUCACAAACCCAUUGUGGGCCAAGUGGUGACGGCGUUGGGCAAAACGUGGCACCCGGAGCAUUUCACCUGUCUCAGUUGCGGCGCCGAGUUGGGCACCAAGAACUUCUUCGAGCGAGAUGGUCACCCCUAUUGCGAAACCGAUUACCAUAAGCUAUUCUCUCCCAAAUGUGCAUAUUGUAGCGCAUCCAUACUCGAUAAAUGCAUCACGGCGCUGGACAGGACAUGGCACCCUGAGCACUUUUUCUGCGCCCAUUGUGGUAAAAACUUUGGCGACGACGGCUACCACGAAAAGGACGGCAAACCCUACUGUCGGUCGGAUUACUUUGAUUUGUUUGCGCCGAAGUGCGGCGGCUGUAAUACCGCCAUCACCGACAACUACAUAUCGGCGCUCAGCACCCAAUGGCAUCCCGAGUGCUUUGUCUGCCGCGACUGUCGGUCGCCAUUCAACGGGGGCUCAUUCUUCGACCACGAGGGACAGCCCUAUUGCGAGACCCACUAUCACGCCAAACGUGGCUCCCUAUGCGCCGGGUGUCACAAACCAAUCACCGGCCGUUGCAUCACCGCCAUGUACCGCAAAUACCACCCGGAGCAUUUUGUGUGCUCGUUCUGUCUCAAACAGCUCAAUAAGGGCACAUUCAAAGAGCAAAACGACAAACCCUAUUGUCAUAAUUGUUUUGACAAAUUGUUUGCGUAGAUUAUUAUCAUGUUUGAUAAUUGUAUGACAAUUACCCUAUUGUUUAGUUGUAAACACCUAAUACCUAUAGAAAUACACACACAGAAUAUCACACACAUUAAUAAUUAAUA